Molecule: messenger RNA, 2239 nt
Organism: Seminavis robusta
Lineage: Eukaryota; Bacillariophyta; Bacillariophyceae; Naviculales; Naviculaceae
Source: the annotation of a GenBank genome assembly
UAGUUUGAUCGCACUUUGGCCCCGAAGGAUCGAUGAUUUUUCGGAAGCACCUUGCAAAACUGAGGAAACGGCAAAAAGUCGUCUGAUAGAAGUCCUCGUGUCUUCAAACAUCAACCAUAUUGUCACCAUGACACGAAAACUGCUGCUAUCCUUGCUUCUUCUCACUACAUUUCUGCUUGGCGCUGUCUUGGCUGCCCCGUCUCAGAGCAGUAGCAGCGACGAUGAUGACGACUCGGUCGAUGAAGUAGUGGAGCGGGACGGAGAAGCCAUGGAGCCCGUGUUUCAGCAGGCUGCGGCAGGUGGUGGCAAGGUCAAGGUUCAGUUUUAUGGCGAAUCGCAGUGUCCCUUUUGCCGCAAGUUUGUGACUGAGACGUGGAAUGACAUUUGGAGUGACAAUGACUUGAAAGCACUAAUCGACUACGAAUAUGUACCAUGGGGUAAUUCCUAUUUUGCCACGGAAGCCUGUGGGAAGGGUCCCUACAGUCCAGGAGAACGAGCCUGUUUCUAUGAUCAUUGCAUCUACAAGCUACGCACGUUUGGAGCAGAUGAUCUUACCACAGAUGAUGAUUGUUUCAAGGGAGAUGUCGUCUAUCAGCAUUCCGAAAAGGAAGGACAGGUGGAUAUCUAUGAAUCCUGCAUUAUCCAGAAUGACGGUGUGGACAAGGCGGUGGCAUUUACGUACUGUGCCGAAGGAGACUUGAUGGACAAUACGGAAAUGUCGGCCCACGAAUUGCUGAUGGAAUGUGCCGCCGAUGCCGACAUUGACGUGGCUGCCACGCAAAGUUGCGCGGAUGGACAAGGACGCGAUAUCGAAAUUGCCAAUGCCAAAAAGACACCCGCCCAUCCCGGAGUCCCCUAUGUGUUGGUGGAAGGAAUCGCCGUCCCCGAUGCCAAUGGUCAAACCAAAUUGUUCCUGUGUCAAAAGUUGGCCGAAAAAGGACAUCAUCCCAGUGCCUGUAGUAGCAACCACAGUGAUCGUUUGCUAGAGCAUGGCACUGCUGGGGCGGACAAGUUGUGGUGGAAACAAGCGACUUGGUGAGGAGCGAAUUUGAUGGACAUUGGCCGAACAUGGACAUGGCAGCAUUUUGGAGUUCGUUGAUUGAUUUGCUUCUAAACAAGAAUGGCCUGCUCUGUUGCAUCAUGGUGAUACUAUGUAGGAGACAAUUCGUUCAGUUUGCUGUUGCUAGAUUCACGUCUCCAUUCCUUGGACAGGUUCUUUACUGGUAGUCGAGCAACAAUAGACUAGUACUAGCCAGCUACAAUUCACCAAAUCUACAGUUGUAUACCUUAAACAAUCUGCUACCUCGCAACCUACGGUAUUGAUCAUGAUCCACAUUUGCUAUCCUAGUAGGUUGCAGUUGUUGUUGUUUCUUCAUUCAUUCAUCCAUUCAAUUCAUUCACUCCUCUGGCACCACAGAUAUCUUGAUAGCACCCUUGAUAUCUUUGGCCAGUGCAAUUUGUGCUCCAAAGUCUCCUAGUAUCUUGAUAUCUUGUCGCAUCUUUUUGCCAUUUUCAUCCGUCACAGCCACCACCUUGACGGCCUUGCUUUUCAAGAAAUCGGCAUGACUGGGAUCCGAUUUUUGCAAUUCUCGCAGAAUGACCUUGCCGCCAAUUCCACCAAACAAGUGGCCCUCGGGUCCUGCCUUGCGUUUGAUUUGCAACACUUGCGCUUCCAACCAUUCCUUGACGGCCAUAGCUUCCGCCUUUUCUUCAGCUUCGGCGGCGGCUUUUUCCGAUUCUUCUUCGGCCACUUCCUCGUCACUAAUUAUUUGGGCGGAUUUCGUUGGUCGCAGUUUGUUUUGGAAAAAGGCCGGUGUCACCAUUAUCACGGCGCCUCGUUGGCCCGUUCCGGGAACGUCCUUGAGCAUUUUCACUUGAAUCUUUUUGGUGGCGGCACCUCCUCCCCCUUUCUUUUUGGCCAUGGCAAGGGCUGUGGGAGGGGAAGUUUGGGAUUGUGAGAGUAAAAAGGCUGUUGUUGGACAUGCCAAGCACAUCCAGCAUAGGACAAACAGCAGCGUUGUUGUAUUCCUCUUCAUUGUUUUCGUUUGGGAGUCCCAGGGGUUGAGAGAUUGUAAUGAGGUUGGGUGUCCGGUAUGGAUAAGGGUGAAUGGAGGAUAGAGGAUGGAGAGGGUGUGGUGUGCCGUUGAUCGAUGGCUGAAAGAUACCGGCCGAUUUUGAUCAUUCUAAGUCAGCAGGCUGUGAAUGUCAACAGGCAAAAAGAUCCAAAAAGAUCCAAACC